ACCAUCCUUCAUUUCCCUAUCCCUUGUCUCAAACACCAGCCUUAGAUUGAAAAAAGAAAAGGGAAUCCAUGAGAAAGUGUGUAGACAAGUCCCAGGGGAAAGCAGGGGCUCCAAAAAUGGAGGUGAACCAUGCUCAAACCCCACUUGGUGUACGUACGAGGUCCAUGACUCUGGAACUCAAGCGUUUACAGAAGUUACCUGCUUCACCAUCAGCUGCAUCUGCAGCCAUUGGAGAUGGUGGAUCCUAUCUGCAACUGAGGAGCCGUAGGGUGGAAAGGCUCUCACCAUUUGCUGCUAAAGCGAAAACCCGAAAGAUUCUCAAGGGUUCGACUUCAAAGAGCCAGGGAACGGGGCCAGCCAGUGGGAAUCAAGAAAGCAAGAAAGACAAGGGGAUGGGUCCAAUGCUGGAGGAGAAUGAAAAUGAGGAGAAAAAAAAUAACCCUGAUGAUUUGAAGGUUAUGGUUUCCUCCUGGGAACAGAAUAACUUGGAGGCUGAAAGUGCUGAAAGGGCCACAAGGGAGACCACACCAGUCCAUUUGAUUAGGGAUCCAAACGCUCUGGUUCUUCCCCCCUUUCCAAGCACCAGGCGUCGCUACAUCCGCACCACAAGGGCCAAUCCAAGGCAAUUCAUUAACCCGACAGAAGAUUACCUGAACGCACUUUUUGGUGAUCUUGAAGAGAAGCAUAAAAACAAGUGCAUUGAGAAGUACAACUUCGACUUCGACAAGGAAGAGCCGCUACCUGGCCGUUAUGAGUGGGAGAAAUUGAUGCCCUAGGCAUCAAUUCGAGUUUCAUCAAUACCCACCUGGCUACCUUGCAGUGUCGUGUCUUUUAUGUACAAAACAAGGGGACUAGGGUAGUGAAGGACUUGUAGACUAAUGAUAUGACUUAUAGAACAUAGAGCAUAAGAAACUCCUUUGUAUAACAGAUUACUAGAUUAGCUCAGUUUCUUCAAUUAGGUUAAGUCCCCUUGUUGUCUAGAAGUUCAUUAGUCGUCAUCGUCGUGGUCGUCGUCAUCAGUCGUGGUCA
Coffea arabica (coffee) is the source of this 1029-nucleotide messenger RNA. RefSeq names its product cyclin-dependent kinase inhibitor 4-like. Lineage: Eukaryota; Viridiplantae; Streptophyta; Magnoliopsida; Gentianales; Rubiaceae. Gene Ontology annotation, molecular function: cyclin-dependent protein serine/threonine kinase inhibitor activity. Gene Ontology annotation, biological process: negative regulation of cyclin-dependent protein serine/threonine kinase activity. Gene Ontology annotation, cellular component: nucleus. The record is from RefSeq and is a predicted model, not a curated record.